Saccostrea cuccullata (small rock oyster) is the source of this 489-nucleotide messenger RNA. RefSeq lists its product as uncharacterized. Lineage: Eukaryota; Metazoa; Mollusca; Bivalvia; Ostreida; Ostreidae. The coding region runs from base 43 to 489 and encodes 148 amino acids. The transcript is spliced from 7 exons. The record is from RefSeq and is a predicted model, not a curated record.
GGAACACUGUAGUGAAGGAAAAGGCAGCAAACAUUUGAAAACAUGGAGGAUAAGUUACAAAUACUGAAGUUCGACAAGCCGUGGUAUGUUAUGGUGGAAGACCAUGAAAUGUGUCAGAGCAUUUUUGACGAUCUUCUUGAAAAAGUGGAUAGAGAGAUUGCUAUCAAAAACAAACUGGACGCUCUAAUGGCAAGAGCGCAGGAAAGGCAAAGGAGGUAUGAAAUUCUCAAGUUUGAUAGACCGUGGUGCGAAAUGGUGGAGGAACCAGAAAUAUGCGAGGAUAUACUCGAUGACUUGACCACGGGAGUGGAGACAGAGGAUGACACACGACAUUUUAAACACGUGAUGGCUACCGUUCUUGAUGAGUUAAAGUCGAAAAUACCCGUUCUUCAAGAACAAGAGACGACCUCGUUAAAGAAAGAUGCUUCAAUGAAAGACACAAACGCUGAUAUAAAGAAGACAGAUAAUACUUCUAGUGUCGUAACAUGA